Xyrauchen texanus (razorback sucker) is the source of this 4599-nucleotide messenger RNA. Its product is annotated as transcription factor SOX-4-like. Gene Ontology annotation, biological process: anatomical structure morphogenesis; cell differentiation; positive regulation of transcription by RNA polymerase II. Gene Ontology annotation, molecular function: RNA polymerase II cis-regulatory region sequence-specific DNA binding; DNA-binding transcription activator activity, RNA polymerase II-specific. Bases 442 to 1515 code for a protein of 357 amino acids. The record is from RefSeq and is a predicted model, not a curated record. The transcript has a single exon. NCBI's taxonomy places the organism in Eukaryota, Metazoa, Chordata, Actinopteri, Cypriniformes, Catostomidae.
UUGAAAGUUGUGAAGGGUGAUAGGAAGCUCAGAGCAUGAAAAAGUGCAGUCGCCAAAACUUACCGCAUGGUCAUACGACAAACUAUGCUGAAGACACUUGUCCGUUUCCAUUAAACGGCUUCAGGCACUUUGCGUCCAGAGCGCACUCCGGCUUUGUUUACAGUCGAACCGGCAGUUGAACGAGAGAUUGUUGAUUUCGAAGACGUUGCCGGGGCUUGACAGAGCUCCUGCCGGGAAAUGCGCUUUGUGGAAGGACCGCUGACAGAGUGCAGAACCGAGAGAUAGACAGCGGAGAGACAGACAGCGGCAGAAACUUUAUAUCCACGCGCGCGCUAAUUGCCCUGACUAGUGUGUUAAAAGACUCCGAACACUGUCAAACCGUCGCAAGGUGCAGCACGUGUAGGUUUUUCCUGACCAAUUAAAAGUUGAUUGUUGUUGUGCAUGCACUUGGCUAUGGUGGAACAAACGAGCGUAACGAACACCGACGCGCACCCCUGCGACUCCAUUGAUUCGGGGGAAAUGGACCUGGACAUGGACACAUCUCCGACUCCCGGUUCCCCAAACUCAACUGGGGACAAAAUGGACAUCGCCUGGUGCAAAACCCCAUCCGGGCACAUCAAGAGACCAAUGAACGCGUUCAUGGUUUGGUCGCAGAUAGAGAGGCGUAAGAUUAUGGAACAGUCGCCGGACAUGCACAACGCGGAGAUCUCCAAGAGACUGGGCAAACGCUGGAAACUUUUGAAAGACAGCGACAAGAUCCCCUUCAUCCGCGAGGCAGAGCGUCUGCGCCUCAAGCACAUGGCAGACUAUCCAGACUACAAAUAUCGACCGCGGAAGAAGGUGAAAUCGUCCAGCGGCAAGACCGGAGAGAAGGGCGAGCGAGUUAGCGGCAGCCCCGGUGCAAAGUCUGCAUUCAAAAAGAGCUCCAAAACUCUCAGUAGGACGCACAGAAAGUCCACAGCGCUCGAGCUGUCUUCCCUCGCCACCCCCGCAGACCACCAGGCGCUCUACAAAUCCAGGUCGGUCUCCGCUGCUAAGCAAGUUCCCGAGAAACCAGCAAAGCGUGGUCAUGUUUUCGGAGGAUGCAGCUCUGAUGGCAGCCCGCCCUCCGUUGCUGUGCCAGCCAGUCCAACUCUGAGCAGCUCGGCCGAGUCCAGCGACCCGCUGAGCUUCUAUGAGGACGGGCUCGCGAGCGUAAAAGAGGACGGCGAGUGCGCCGCGCGCUUCAAAUACACCCGCGCCACGUCUCCAACGCCCUCCGCGUCGCACUCAUCCUCCUCGCAGUCCUCCUCGUCAGAUGAGGACUUCGAUGACGAGCUGGCGGACCCCAGUCCCGGUUUUGACAGCUUCGGCACCUUUGGCACUGCGCCUCUGGACAGAGACUUAGAGUUCAAUUUUGAGUCGGGCUCCGGCUCGCACUUUGAAUUCCCCGACUACUGCACCCCAGAGGUGAGCGAAAUGAUAUCAGGGGACUGGCUCGAAUCGACAAUAUCCAACUUGGUGUUCACUUAUUGAGCGCUGAUUGAAAAGACAUAUUGAAACGUAAUCUUUAUGACUGUCGUAAAGGUGGAGGAAUGAAAAAGUCUUCCUCGAGAUGAGUCAACAACAUGAUUCCUUCUAUUUAUCAUGCAUCUGAUACUGUGGGUUGUCAUUAUCCACUGACAAGAGUACAGAUGAAAGUGCUUAGCUUGCUCUUUUGGUGCUGGAAGGAGUGACUUACAGGCGCGCGCUUUGGAAGCUGAGGUGGGCAUUGCGCGCGCGGUUGGCGAGUUCAAGUUGUCCGCCCGCUUCAACUUAAAAAGGGACGUUUUAAAUAAACAGUCAAAUGCUUGUUUUGGUGGAGGUACUGAAUGGAGAACAGACGAAGUUGUUCGUUAGACCAGAAUCGCAUGCUUUGUGAUUGAACUACGAAAGGCAGGGGUUUAGUCAUUGAAACAGAAUGGCAGCGCCACAGACGCAAAAAGAAACACAAUCACCAGCUUUUCUGUCGACAUGACAUAAUGAUUCAAACGCAACUCAGAUGAUCAGCUUUUUACACUACAAAUAAGGACCAAAAUUCAUCCGAGGAGCUCUCUCUCUCUCUCUCUCUCUCUCUCUCUCUCUCUCCCUCUUACUUUUUCAUCCUUUGUUUCUCCCCCAAGUAACUUUUCAGUGCUGGCAUUUUUUUUUAUCUAUGUAUUUAUAAUGGCCAAACAUUGCUCCUCCUUCCCCUUUCAAUUGUGUUAGUCUGUUUUGUUUAUAGCCUAUUCAUGCACAUGUCCGUCUCUUGUCUCGAAAGGGCUAGACUUGUUUCGUAUUAUUUAACUGAUGACUUCUCACAUGGAAAGGAGAUUAAAUGUUUCAUCAUUUUCUUAGUGUAUUUUUGUACAAAAUCUAUCUGAGGGGUGUCAAUCGGUGAUUAUCGCUGUUUGGAUUUCCGAUUUUUAAAACCAGGGGGUCGGGUUGUCACAAAAUCUGCCCCUAAACAUGUUUACAGUGUCAAUCCACAGGCUCCUUAAAGAGACAGUGUCUGCAUUUCAACGACCAAUCAUCAUUAGCCUACGAUGCGCGCUGAAUGAGGUUGUAUGUAGCUGCAGCAACGUCUGCAAUUUAUCACGUUCUUGUUGGGGAUGCUGUACAUUUUUUAAUACAAAAUUCUUUGUGCUUUUCUAGUGACACGUUUCGGUUUUAACCACUGGAUGGAAUUACAGAUAUGGUUGAAAUGCCUACAAGUUCAUGAACAAUGAAGUAUGUCUUCACUCCAUAAUUGUACAAGGCUAUGUAAACUUUUCUACUUGUUGGCUAAAUGUAGCUAAUUGUUUUAGUAUAUUAUGGCAUGGCGAAUAGCAUUUUGUAUUUCUCAAUUCAGGUUUAUGUAGAGCAGUUGUGUUUAAGGCAGAGGAUCCACAUGAAGAUUUCUAUGUACAUUGACUGUAAAAUAAGUAAAAGAUUGCGUGUUUAUGUCUGACGAUGAUAUAUCAUGACAGGAAUGAGGACUUAUAUCUUUAUACAUCCCUAUAUGUUUAAGAGUGUUGUUCAUGAGUUUUGGAAUAUAUAGAUAUGUUUUAUUGUUUAAUUGUGUGCAAUAUGCUGUGUACAAUAUUGUUUUGUCUCAUCAUACCAUAUCUCAACAUUUGAGAAGUCACUGCCUGUCAGACCUCUACAGAAAUUUGUCUUUUUCCAAGAAGGAAAUAAAAUCAGCUGGAACUGAACUUCACUUGCAAGACUUUUCUCUUCAUCAUUUGCCUUGUCAUGUUCCCUUUAGUUUAAUUUUUCAUAAUACAAUGCAUAAUCCGUUUAAAGCUUAAAUAAAAGUAAGUACUCUUCACCACUAAUGUGGCAUUAGGGAAAACUGUGAAGUCACCAUUUUGAGAACAGUACAGAAACCCAUAUUGGUCUGUUAAUGUAACAGAAGCAUGAGCAAACUCAGCAAAGUCAAUUGUAGGAAUUUUGUAUAAAAAUUAGCCAAUUAUAAUACAUUACGAUCUGGGAAUUAAUGAAUAAGCUAAUUAUUGAUAUGAUAAUCUUAUGACCACUUAACAGAGCAUGCUUGUGUAAUUUGUCUGUAAUCCAGUCCCAUUGUAGCCAUCUCAACCUAGACAGUCACCUACAUUAAUAGUGCUUUUGCAUGUUACUUCGUGUGAGACAUAUGGAGUGGUGCGUGGCUAAAAGAUUGACAGGCAAGCCUAUUGCAACCUGAAGGGAUGGGGAGCUGUCACGCAGGGGGUGGAGGCUGAUCAGGCCGACUGUAAGACAUUAAGAGACAAUUCUGCAGUCUGUUGUAAACAUCCAGCCAUCCCCAAUCCAGAUAUUACAAACACUCCUAUUAUUAACAUAUUAUAUUUGCAUUACUUGCAUGCAAUACGGCUGCAUGUUUACGUGAGGGGAAACAAAAAUUGAAAUAGUUCAGAUGGUUUGGCCAUGUCUCAAGAACUGUGUUCCAGCGUGUGCUUGAGUAAGGCAGUCCGAGUCAAAUAAUAAAAAAAAGUUACUAUUUAGCAUCAUCUCAACUGAUAGCACAGGGUGUGAGCGUAAUGCCUUAGUCAAGUGUGAGCAAGGAUGCACUAUGCAGCAAGAGGGUCUAGACAUUGGCUUUGUGGGGGAGGAGUGUGAGACAGAUGAGAUGUCUCUGCCGGGAGGCUGCAUUGGGGAGCUCAAGUGGAUUGUUCAGCAGGGAUGACUGCUGAAACCAAUUAAUUCCUACUGGGUGCACUGGUUUAUGUCGGGGAAAGAGAGGGGGCUCUCGAAAGGUUUUGUGUUAAUCUGUUUACAUCCCCCAAAUGAGAAAAGAGACAGGAAGCUGUUUGGAUACCAUAGUUGUGCAAAUUUGAGAUAUGAAUGUGUCAGUUUGUCAAGCAGACUUACAGUAAAUGAUGGUUUGUGUUGGGGUGCCGGUCGCAGGCUCAUAUAUCAAGUGUCAUUACAUAGCAAUAUGUUUAUUACUUGCAAUGUACUGACAUCAUUUGACAUAGUAGAACUGUGGAAAUUUGAAAAUAAAUAUAAGAAUAUGUACAGUAUAUAUACAUACUAUGAUAAUAUGAUACAUUAUGAUGUGUGUGUGUGUACACAUUAUAUUAUCUGACAACAUUAUAAUAAUGGGAAUAUAAAAGUGUCCUGUAU